Messenger RNA from Camelina sativa (false flax), 979 nucleotides. Lineage: Eukaryota; Viridiplantae; Streptophyta; Magnoliopsida; Brassicales; Brassicaceae. The record is from RefSeq and is a predicted model, not a curated record.
UUAGGGUUUUGAACUUUUAAAAGGGAUUCUCUCGUUUUCUUCUAUCUAGUAGAAUCUUUACAUCACUUCAAUGGUUGAUCAAGGAUUUAAGAGGUUUGGUUGGGUGGUGAAAGACUUGCGACGGGCGUGUUGCUCUGUUCCAAUCCAAAUUGGUGACGCUAACUGGCGUCUUGUUGCUAAUCCCAACGGAAACCGCCAAGCUGAUCACUUUUCUCUGUAUCUGGAAGUUAUUAUGGAACCAUUGCCUAGUGGAUGGAGAAGAUACGUUGAGUAUCGCUUCACUAUAGUCAAUCACCUUUCUGAGGCACAUGCCGUACAUAAAAAAGGAUGGGGCUGGUUUGAUAAGAACAAUAAGAAUCGCGGUAUUAGAGAUGUGGUUCCUGUAAGCAGACUUAUUCCCAUAAACGGUGGAUUCUUGUUGAAUGGGGAGAUUACGAUUACUGCUGAAGUAGAAGUUCUUGAAGUUAUUGACACAUUAAGUCGUACACCACUAAUUGAGGAGAUUAGUACUGAUCGUGGUGAACAGAGAGCUCAUGAUGAUUUGCAGAGCAAAGAUGAUACUAUUGAGGUCAACGGUUUUCAGGUUCUUGUUUCGCAGGUUGAUGAGGUGAAGGCACUCUUUGAGAAACAUCCAGAUCUCGCACAGGGUUUCAGUUUAAAGAAUCAACACAUCAAGAACGCUUACAUGAAUGCUCUGCUCGACCUAAUCAAGACACUGUGCAAAGCUUCUAAGGAGCUCUGCGUGAAAGACCUGAAGAAAGCAGACGAUACGCUCUCUGAUCUGAUAAAAGCAGGGUGGAAUUUGGAAUGGUUGCGUAAGAAGCUGGAUCAGGCUUUGGAAAAACAGAUAGAGUACGACACACGGAUCAGAGAACUGGAGAAACAGGUCAAGAAGCGAAAGCUGGCAUUGGCAGAGCUUGAAACCGACCUAGAGAAAGAGAAAGCUGCAGCUUCCGCUUCACUAAUGUUGUUGGAUUGA